UCGAUGUUAUUCCACCUCUAGUCGGCGUCGCGCGCGGAUCGUUUUUUGCUGUUUGCUGCUCAAUUUUCGCUGUUCUCGAGGAAAUAAACAAACGCGCGGAGGAAGCCAAUAAGUGUAGUGAAUAGUAAUUAACGAGCGCGGCGUCGCGCAUUUAAUUCAAUUACAAUUAGCCGGACUAAAAUGCUCCAGUUGUUUUACGAAUUUUGAAAAGCUGGUCGAAGUCCACAGACAGCCGGAGUUGGCUGCCAUGAUGCGAUACUCGGAAAUCUCACGCGACCUGUCCACGGAUAAUCUGCGCUACUCAGAGUUAAGCAGAAAACCCACCACGGACUAUAAUGGAUACACGGGUCAGGCUUAUGCCUCGACUCAAUUCAAGCAGAGCUCACCUCCUCCUUCGCAGCAGCCAACUCGGCUGGCCAAACAACGAAGUCCAAACGCCAACGGAAAUGCCCAUACCAUGGCCUGUUUGCGCCAGGAGAAGUUGCAAAAGGAGCACGAUAUGGAACCGCCCAUGUCGCAACCGCAGACCAGCAAAACGCUUAACAUCAAGAGCACUCGACGCAAGAACUCCAUCGGUUGUUUAAACAGUUUCUCCUCCUCGCCAGACUCACCGGGCUGCUACUAUACCAUAGCAGCCUCAGCAGCACCGCCGUCCAAGUCGCAAAGUUUACCAGCCCACGCCUCCAUCAAGCAGUUGGAUGCGGUUAUAAUGAGCGCGUUACGUGUACCCGCCGAUGUGUUGGCCAACCAGAUAACGCUACUGGAUUUUCCCGUCUUCGGCCAGAUCCAACCGGAUGAGCUGAGCAGUUGCGCCUGGACGAAAAAGGACAAACAUGUCAACACACCCAAUAUUGUGGCAUUUACCAAACGAUUCAACCACACGAGCUUUUGGACAGUGCAGGAAAUAUUGAAUGCCGACCAGCCGAAGCAGAGAGCUGAGAUAAUGACGCACUUUAUUAAGGUGGCCAAAAAGCUGCAUGAGCUCAACAAUCUGCACUCGCUAUUCGCCAUUAUUUCGGCCAUGCAAAGCGCCAGCAUUUAUCGCCUGACAAAGACCUGGGCUUGCCUAUCGAAGAAGGAUCGUCAGUCCUUCGAGCGACUCAGCGAUAUAUUUAGCGACCAGGACAACUGGGCCAAUCUGCGUUCGUACCUCGAGAGCCUCCGCCUGCCGUGCAUCCCCUACCUGGGCCUCUUUCUCACCGAUCUGAUCUACAUUGACCUGGCCCAUCCGCACAAGGGCGGACUGGAACCGGAGCAGCGGAGAAAUAAGAUGAACAACAUACUCCGUGUCAUUUCAAACUAUCAGCAGUCGGACUAUAAGCAUCUGCAGAAGCAUGAGGCCACCCAGAAGUAUCUGACAUCCAUAAGAUACAUUGAGGAGUUGCAAAACAUUUUCGAGGAGGAUCAGUACAAGCGAUCUCUGAACCUGGAGCCUGCGUCGCCUUCGGGACCUAGUUCAUCGUCCUGCAGCUCGAAGGAAUCGUUCAACGUGGAGGCAGUUACUCCGGCCCUGGGCUGUCUAAAUCUCUCGCCGGCCAAGACCAUUGGCUCCAUGCGCAUGGCCAGCGGCACCAAGUUCGUGCCGGGUCACCGAAAGUGUCGUAGUCUGGGCACCAAAUUUCGCAGCAGCAGCCUGCCGCGAAACUUUGCCGAGAAGUGUCAAUGUUGCAUCGUGAUGAUUGCGCCGGGCAUUGGCACCAUCUCCAACAAGCGUUGCACAUGCCGUCGCAUUUUUGGCAAGAUUGCGCUACACAACCACGGCGAUGGGCAUCCGCACCACCUGCACCUGGAACUGGACCCCAGUCAAGGGCAGCCUCGUCACCACCUUCUAGAUGACUCGGUUUUGGAGCACAGCGACGCCCUAUCCCAAGCGGAUCUUACAUCCCUGGAGAGCGCCGAGGGAAUAAUGUGUGACUUCACUGGCAGUGAUUGCGAUUUGAUGUCUCCGGAGGCAGCUGCCGCCAUGCAGGGAUGUGUUCGUCGGAAAACGGUCCAGAAAGAGGGAAGGAAGCCGGCGGUGGCCUCAUGGCAGCGCUACUGGCUGCAGAUCUGGGAGAACUCGCUGCUCUACUUCCCACCCAAGUCCUUCAAGGGCAGUGAGCGGAGCGACUUCAAGCGGGAGCCAUGCAAAGUGUGUCCCCUGGACGGAUGGUAUGCCCAUGUGAGCGAUAAUACCAAGCACAAGAACACCUUCGAGCUGUGCCACCGAGCCCUGGGCACCGUAUAUCGCUUCCGGACGGACAGUCCGCAGAUGACACACCUCUGGUCGAACGCCAUUUGCAAGCUGGCCAACAUGCGAGUGCCCAAACCUCUGCCCACCAACCUGAUGUCCUUCGAAUGAGCUGGCCCCUCCAAAAAAAAAAACAAACAA
Messenger RNA from Drosophila gunungcola (fruit fly), 2371 nucleotides. It is a transcript of the gene RalGPS, whose product is annotated as ras-specific guanine nucleotide-releasing factor RalGPS1. The record is from RefSeq and is a predicted model, not a curated record. Gene Ontology annotation, molecular function: guanyl-nucleotide exchange factor activity. Lineage: Eukaryota; Metazoa; Arthropoda; Insecta; Diptera; Drosophilidae. Gene Ontology annotation, cellular component: plasma membrane. The transcript is spliced from 8 exons. The coding region runs from base 248 to 2341 and encodes 697 amino acids. Gene Ontology annotation, biological process: positive regulation of GTPase activity; Ras protein signal transduction.